AUGAGCUCAGAAGACCGUAGGGGAAGCUCAGAGAGCCAAAGCUUUUAUAAGGAUAUCUUUGAGUAUGUCCAGAAGAAUAUGAGUUUGGAAGAACUGCUAUCCCUGCUCACUGAAGAUGAACCCUGGGAGAAUCUUGUGACCGAGGCCAAUUUGUCCAGGGAAGAGGCAGAUGGACUCAGUGAAUGUCUGAUCAAGCUGCUAACAAUCUUGAACAGGAAGAACCAAGAGGGGUCCCAAAAAUACCAGCAGGAAAAGGAGAGGUUUUUGAAGGAGUUUCCUCAGGUAAAACAGGAGCUGAAGGAGAGCAUAAAAAAGCUCCGUGAGCUCGCAGACAGUGUUGACAAGGUGCACAGGGACUGCACCAUCUCCAAUAUGGUAGCCUCCUCCACCGGUAUUGCGUCUGGUGCCCUGAGCAUCCUUGGCCUGGGUCUGGCACCCUUUACAGCAGGCCUCAGUCUGGGACUCUCAGCCGCUGGAAUAGGGCUGGGAGCAGCAGCUACUGUAACAGGUUUGUCCACCAUGGUGGUGGAAACUAUAAACAAGUCAUCAGCAGAAACCCAGGCCAUGCGCCUUAGCAAAGCCACAGCAAAAUCCAUAAGUCUUCUCAAAAAAGUUAAAGACUUUGCGAAGCAUAUUCAAGCCAUUAGGGUGGCCAGACGCAACCCUCAAUUAGUAGCCACUGCUCAGCACUUCGUAAACAGCGGGCGACUCUCUGCCCAAAGUGCCCAGCAGGUGACAAGAAAUUUUGGAGGCACACCUCUGGCAGCGACUAGAGCAGCCCGCAUCAGGAGUGGAGUCCUCUCAGGUGUAUUCAUAGGGCUGGACGUGUACUCUCUGGUGAAAAACGCACAGGACUUGCAGGAGGGGGCAAAGACAGCAUCAGCUGAGAACAUGAGGCAGGAAGCCCAGGAGCUGGAGAGGAAGUUGGAGAAGCUCACCCGGAUCUAUGAGAGUCUGCAAUAG
This is a messenger RNA of Budorcas taxicolor (takin), 963 nucleotides long. RefSeq names its product apolipoprotein L3-like. The record is from RefSeq and is a predicted model, not a curated record. Gene Ontology annotation, biological process: lipoprotein metabolic process; lipid transport. Gene Ontology annotation, cellular component: membrane; extracellular region. Lineage: Eukaryota; Metazoa; Chordata; Mammalia; Artiodactyla; Bovidae. The coding region runs from base 1 to 963 and encodes 320 amino acids. The transcript has 3 exons. Gene Ontology annotation, molecular function: lipid binding.